Lampris incognitus (smalleye Pacific opah) is the source of this 3597-nucleotide messenger RNA. RefSeq lists its product as uncharacterized. The record is from RefSeq and is a predicted model, not a curated record. Lineage: Eukaryota; Metazoa; Chordata; Actinopteri; Lampriformes; Lampridae. Bases 289 to 1203 code for a protein of 304 amino acids. The transcript has 4 exons.
CAAGCCGUCCAGAGAAGGGAGGAGGGAAGGAAGGAAGGGGAGGAAGGAAGGAAGAGAGGAAGGAGGGCAGUCUCUCUACUACAAGAUGACGCGUUCGCCUCUUUAUUCCGGGAGCGUCGGUUCAUUCUCUUUUAUUAUUAUGAUGAUUAUUUUUCCUACUUUACUUCACGGAUUAAGAGCGACUGUUAAAUGACAACCGAAGUUAUCCGCGAUUGGUUGAUACCUGGGGCGACGUGCCACGCCUCGGUUUAGCGCAACAGUGGCAGAAAACCAGUGAAAACAACACUGAUGUACGAGGGCUUACAGAGGAGCUACUACAGCAACACAGAAAAGCUCCUCUCCACAGCUGGCCAAAUGGGGUGCAAAUGCUGCAGGAUGAUAAAAAGUUACAUCUAUGACCCCACCAUUACGGUAGAUGGGAGGAAGAGCGACUCUUCGGGUGGCUCUCUGUAUCAGCCCCACCUCGUCUCGGGCGAGGCCCCCAGCAGCCACAACAAGCCUAUGCAUGGCUUCCACAACCUGGGCUACAGCAAGUCCAACGACGGCACCCUCAAGCUGGAGGUGGACAACAACCAGGUCAACCGGCUGCACGCCGCUCACGCUGUCCCGCAGAGGGAGCUCCAUCGGCAGGCGAGCAUCCCUCCAGCAGACGGUGGCCUGUAUAUCAUCCAGCCGGCAGCUCCCGAGCCAAAGUGGAUGAUGCAGAAAACAGGGCCCAGCCAGGUGCCCAUUUACCCCAACACGCAGGAGUACGUAUGCCCCUCUCCAUACGACCACCCGGAUGGGAUGUGCAACUACCCCAACGGAGGGCAGAGGAUGACCAGGAGCAGCUGGGAAUCGUCGCUCGACGUCGGGGGCAGGUCGGGGAGCGACAGCCUGUCGGUGGACGAGAUUGAUGAGGGCGUGGGGGGGACGCCGGAGUACCCCUGCGACACGGGGGAUGAAGGUAGCAUCCUCUCGGGGGACAUCCACACCAGCACCACCAGCAUGUCCUCAGCGGACACAAGAGACGACCGCCAGGGGCUUAAGACUCCAGACGUGUCCACCGUGGAGAGCGGGAUCUCGGUGACCAAGAGCGAGGAUGAGGAGGAGGAGGAGAGGGACAACGAGGUGGAGGAGGAAGUGCGGAGUGUCACGGACUCGAUGGUGGCGGAGGCUCUAGCGGCGUUGGAGGCAGCCACCGCCGGGGAGGACUGUGAGUGACAGCCUCCUUUUGCUGGCAAAUGAUUGUGAGGAUUUACAAUGAUGGCAUCGUUUUUUUGGAUGGGGACUUGAGACGGACUUUUUAGUCCGUCUCAAGUCCCCAGGAUUAAAAAUCACCACAAGACUCAGCCACAACAACCAAUCACAGAUCUAGACUGUAUAUACCUAUGUUCUGACAACAUGAAAUGAAUCCAGGAAAACUGUUUACAACAAAACAUUUGAGUUCGAGUCCUUGAUUUUUGGAUAAACUUUACAGUCACGGAUAGACAAUAAGUGUCUGCCUCGUGUAAGACAGCAAUUGUCAAUGCCACAAUAUUGAAGAAAAGUCACACAAAUGCAGACAUCUGUUUGUAGACUGCGAAUAUCAUCUUCAGCCAUAGAAACCCGCUCAAAAAUCCAUUAGAAACCAGUGUGGUAUACACUCCUCGGUCUGCCUGACAUACUUUUUAAGCUGAUUUGCCAAUAACAGUACUGCCAAUGUUCAGAUCUUAGUAGUAGACAGCAUAUGAAGAAUUCUACCCUUCUAUCCGUCUGUCUGUCUACCACAUCUAUUGCUUUGUAUUUGGCACAUCCAUUUGAAAAAGAAACCAACACCUGAAUUUUAUCAUACAUCUCCACAAGAUGGAGAAUUCAUUGUGUGAAUCCAUUAUCAUUCUAAUAGCCAAGGCCUAUUGCCCUGUUAACAGGACCAUGAUCUGUCUCUGCUUCGGGCUAUCAAUCACUUGUGUCAACACAGAUCACUUGCAUCAGAUGGGUUUUUCUCAUUUUGCUCCUCCUCUUCGUGUCCGUGCAUGCUCUUCUAUUUAUUUGGACUCGGUGUUUUGAACGGCGAGCGUUCAACGCCACACGUGUCUUUUCAACGUCUCUCAGGGGAGUCCGCCGUCGCUCCGCUGAGCAAGUGACGGCUAAAGGUCGUCUCAUCAUUUUUUUUCCUUUUUUUUUGCACGCUGCCUGUGCUGUUUUCUCUGUUUUUGUAUUCUCUGUUUUGUUUGUGGGGUUUUUUUUCAUUUGUGAUCCAUGACAUCUUCACCCCACUGCAUAAUCCCUGGAACGUUAUUCAAUCGACUGGAGUCUUAUUUAUAGAAAAUCAGCUUGUGUGUCAGUAACAAUUUCCGACAGUAGAUGUUACGAUGGCGGUCAUUUCACCAUUUUAACAUCGAUCUUGGACGUGACAGAAGUUAGUUUGCAUACUAUUGGUAUGAAAUAUGCCAAGGUUUUGUAUUAUAACUGCAAACUUUGAUGCAAAGAUUAUUUUUCUAUUGUUAAUAUGCAGCUGUCUGUACAGAAUGAGUGUGAGAAGCUUUUUUUGUAAGUAACUCAUAUUAUAUAUAUACACACACACGCAUAUCAUAAAUAGCAGCCAUGGUAUGUCAGGGAAAAGCAGAAAGGAGCUGGUACUGUAUGCACAUACAACUACAAUCCAAAUCCUAACAAGGUCCUUAAUGCACAGUUAAAUAAGACAGAGGGUGCCUGUGCACCAGAUUGAUUUCCACUUUGUGGUUAAUUCUCCUACACUUUUCACCUCACAUAGACUUUGACUCUCUCUUGCAUAGUAUCUAAUGUGAAGAGUUUGACUCCAGCCAAGACCAGUUGAGUUUCAAACCGUGCCUAAUGAACCACUAUGGGCGUAUCUGUCCGCCCUGUCCGUUGCCUUUUUACUUCAUCCUUACUUCAUUGUUGUGCAGUUUCAGGGUCUGUCAGUUGUCCAGCCGGUGACAUUAGUUCAAACUGGGACUUUAUGUCUUAUACUUUAAAUUGAACUAAUUGAGGCAGGAUGGCACAGAAGAAAAAAAAAAGGAAAAACAAAGACUUACAUUCACUCAGUGGCCCUUUAAGACUGCUUGUGAGUCGUUUGCAUAAUGAACAUUCUUCCAGUGAGAGUCUUUUUUUUCUACUGUGGUUUCCUUUUCAGCCCUUGUUUGCCAGCCAGAAUCAUUUCUACUCAUUUUCUUUGUAUUGUAACAAUCAAGAAAUGUGUUUUGAAAAUGUGAGUUGCAUCAAACUGUGGUCUCCACUACCAAAUUACUUUUAGCCGAAUAUAAAAAUGAAACUACGUGAAUGCUAACACAGAUAUUGUGUUUUGUUUUUUUGUGUAAAAAGCCUUUGUGAGGUAUGCAUCUGUCACACUAACAGACAUGUGAUCGCAGAAUACAACGAUCCAUCUACCUUUGUGUGUGUGCAUGUGUGUGUCUGUACAUGUUAGAUGUUAGAUGAUGGUAUUGAUUUUAUAAUCAAUAACAUCUACCUACCAUCUAUUUAUCCAUGUAUCUGUCACCCUGUUUGUUUAGUCAUUAGACUGAGGUGUUUAUUUUAUGUUUUUGUAAUAAAUUCAUGGUUAUCGAGUUCAUUCGGCCGUUAAAAAAACGAUUAAAAAUGCAAUAAAUAAGUGGUUAA